AUGGAUGCUCAAUCAAACAAACUCGACAUAGUCUUGGUAGACUCCAUUCCCCUCCUGUCAGACUGUUUAAACAGCCUCAUCUACUUCAACAAGCAUUAUAACAUCUGGCCUUCCCUAUACAUCGACCUUGAAGGCGUCGAUCUCGGCAGACAUGGUUCGAUCUCCAUCCUCCAGCUUUUUGCCCCCUCCAUGAAAAAGAUCUACAUCAUCGACGUCUACAAAUUACAAGACAAAGCCUUUUCACCCGUAGACAACAGCGGAAUUUCUCUCAAAUUCAUUCUCGAAACCCCAUGCAUCCAAAAAGGCAUCUUCGACCUCCGCAACGACUCGGAUGCCCUGUUCAGCCACUACGGCAUCUCAAUCCAUGGAAUCCAUGACAUCCAACUAAUGGAGCUCGCAAGCAGACAACACCCCAGAGCCUUCCUCGCCGGCCUGGCCAGAUGCGUCGAGAAAGAAAGCCCCAUCUCCCCCGAAGAGAAAAAAAGCCUGGCAAACCACAAAACAAAAAGUCCACCGGCUCUUCGACCCAGCCCUAGGCGGCAACUACGAGAUCUUCAACGAGCGUCCCAUAAAGCCAGACAUCCUCACGUACUGCGCCCAGGACGUCGCCCUCCUCCCGGGCUUAUACAGCGUCUAUUGCCAGAAGUUGGCUGCAGACGCAUCCCGGCAGAAGUUCUGGGAACACGAGAUAAGAUCUGCGACCAGCGAUCGUAUCCGCCUUUCACAGAGCCCUCAUUAUAA
Messenger RNA from Penicillium soppii, 741 nucleotides. RefSeq lists its product as uncharacterized. Lineage: Eukaryota; Fungi; Ascomycota; Eurotiomycetes; Eurotiales; Aspergillaceae. Bases 1 to 741 code for a protein of 246 amino acids. Gene Ontology annotation, biological process: nucleobase-containing compound metabolic process. The record is from RefSeq and is a predicted model, not a curated record. The transcript has a single exon. Gene Ontology annotation, molecular function: 3'-5' exonuclease activity; nucleic acid binding.